CUCUCAAGCGGGUCCGAAUCCGGGUUAUAACAAAACCCUGUUCUCCUUCCAUUCCACGCGUUAAAGAGAGAAGAAAGAACGAAGAAGAACGAACGAACGAACGGCAGACGACGGACGAACAUCGAUCUCGACGAACGACAGCCAACACCAAGGGGUGAAUGAGCAUUUGGGAUAUCAAUCAACAACCGUGCCUUCGAAAUUGUAUCUGCCGGCGGCUUAGAGUGCAUGUGGUACUACUACGAAGUGGACCAGUGGAUGUUUAAUCUAUGUUCAAUGAUGAUGGGCCAUUCGCCUUCAACAACAUGCAUGAAUUCUCCGCAGCCGAUGGUUUUGUGGAGAUAGCUGAACACUUGGCAGAGAUGAUAAAAUAUGCUGCCAAUGAGCCUUCCGUAGGGCUUUUCUACAUUCAGCAGCACACCCAAAAUGCAGUGCCCAACCUCAUCAACCUCAAAAACAGUGUCACAGAGAAGUCUCGCGAGCUAACUUUACAUACAGAAGAUCUUGAGGAUUCCAUCACAUCAGUGGGUUCUAUGAAAGAGUGUGGCUUCCCAAUCGCUGACGAAAUGAUCAAAGACAUCACGAAAUCCCUAUCCAUCAUGUCGUCAAAACAAGCAAAAAGUGGGUUGAUACGAAACCCUAGUUCGGGGUUCCAAAUGGGUAGGACUAGCUCGUGGGGUCCAUCUACUUGGGGUCGUAACGCGGGUUCCCAACGGCAAGAUGGAGAGAGAAGUAAUAAUUAUAUUUCGUCUGUUUUGAAGUCGGCUAAAGAAAGAGCGACCAAUUUCAAGUGGACUCAACUGGAUUCUAGAGAAAUGAGACAAAUUAAGGUGGAGAGAGUUGUGCCUCGUUCCAGUACACCGCCACCGGUUCCAGACACAGAAGUUGAUGAGUUGCCUUUAUCGAGUCAGAUUGCUGAUGAGCGACAACAAGAAGAGGACUUCUCAGUUGAUGAAAGUUUUUCAAAACAUGAACCGGUUUUGUUACCAGAAAACUUUGAGGAAUUUAGGGCUGAUAGAGAAGCAAAACUAGAGGAUUGGUUGGGUAGGACUGACAACAAGGAUGGUCGUGUGGUGGGAGGAACUGGUGCUAUUGUUUAGCUUGACAGUGGUUUGAGUGCUGCAGAAACAUUGACUUUGUAAGCAUUGUUGUUGUACUAUUUUUUUUGCGCUUGGUAUCUCGACACUGAAAUAAGGUCACUUCAUUUUGAUUUCUCAGAAUGGAGAUUCUGUUGUCAAA
This is a messenger RNA of Rhododendron vialii, 1236 nucleotides long. RefSeq lists its product as uncharacterized. The transcript is spliced from 3 exons. The coding region runs from base 267 to 1097 and encodes 276 amino acids. NCBI's taxonomy places the organism in Eukaryota, Viridiplantae, Streptophyta, Magnoliopsida, Ericales, Ericaceae. The record is from RefSeq and is a predicted model, not a curated record.